Messenger RNA from Acaromyces ingoldii, 3580 nucleotides. Its product is annotated as protein serine/threonine phosphatase 2C. Lineage: Eukaryota; Fungi; Basidiomycota; Exobasidiomycetes; Exobasidiales; Cryptobasidiaceae. The record is from RefSeq and is a predicted model, not a curated record. The transcript has a single exon. The coding region runs from base 403 to 3402 and encodes 999 amino acids.
CUGCUCAACCUCCGGAUUUUUCCUAAGGCGCGCGCGCCCGCGCGGCACUGUCGCUAAGCUACAUCAAAACCCAGCCAAUCUCCAAAGAAAGGAAUUCAGCCCUCUAGCUCCUUUGUCGAUAACCGGCUGACGCCGCCCCAUCGCGAAGGCUGCCCUUACCCACCUUGGCUUUCGACGACGAGCUCACGCUAGCCCGUCGCAUGAGCCCUGCUUGCGACGAGGCGAACAAGAGGCAGAGUGGGAACGGCUGCGACGAUCGACAAGUGGCAGCAGCACUAGCGAAGUGAGAUAUCGAAUUUCUCAACCCCGGAACACUCCCCGAACCCGCGGCUUUGCUGGUAGCUGGCCGAGGCCAGGCUUAGGUGCACCGUCUCUUUGGGCUGAAGAGAGAGAGUGUCAAAGAUGUCAAAGCUACCAAAUCACAGCCUCUGGGCGCGCGCCACGGCCUCGUCGUCGGGGAGGGUCACGCUCUUGGCAAAACACCAUCCGCUCUCAACCUCAUCUUCGGCCUCAUCCUCUGCCCUGACGACGUCAUCUUCGUCGUCGAGAAGACACCGCGAUUCCUUCUCGUCUCUUGAUGCCAUUGCCGAAGCGACGACGCUUGGCGGGCACCCUCCCAGCGUCUCGGUGGAGCAUCUUGCCUCGAUUGGUGCUGUCAGCGCUCCCUUCUACGGGCCCCAGACCGCUGAGGUGACCGAAGCGCUCGAGUCGGCCGCCGCCGCCGCCGUCGCUGCCAACUUCUCUCUCCCUCGCUACGAUACUGCGCCGACGACUUUCUCGUCUUCUUCGAGCAUGCUUCCUCUGUCGAGUAGCAGCUUGCUCAGGAACAUGCAGACGCCUCAGCUCAUCGCGCCCAGACCGCAUCGGGCCGCCCUUCAUCUCUGGUCGCAAGCUCACCAGAAUUCAUCUGCUGCUGUCGCCGCCGCCGCCGCUGCUGCUGCUGCUGCCGCCAAUGCUACCAAGGCUUUGACGGACGCAGCUGAGACUUCUGCUGCUCGAACAUCGUCCAAAGUCGAGCGGCGAAGGCGCGAAAAGGGAAAGAUGAAGGCGCCUGACUCUUCUCUGCCCUCGUCAUCGGACAGAGAGAAGCUUGAAGAGCUCUUUGUCAGCCUCAUGAUGGGGGCUAUGCAGCAAAGUGGCACCAGUGCCGGGACAGGGGCCGGUUCAGCGGGAGGGGCAGAGGCAGGAUCGGGCUGGGCGCCCGCCAAAGACUAUUUCCCGACAUCGUCCAGUGCUGCCGAAGACGUCCUCUUCGCGCCUUCUUCCUCCACUACCACCGCGUCCUCUUCCUCUUCGUCGAGUUCGCCAAGCAAUGGAUCACCUUCGCCUAGUCCCAGCCCAUUCGACACCAACUUUACCUCGAAUGCUCAAGGGCCUGACAUUACGCUCCCUCGUAGCGGCGGCAAUAAGUUGGCGACGACAACGAGUUCAGAGGUAGGCCUCUCUAACUCGCUUUCGUCUUCGAACGGUGCCGAUGGGCCUUCGCUCGUGCAUCAGGCUAGCUCUUCGUCGUCUGGCUCUUCCUCUUCCAGCAGCAAUGGCGCCAACUUGGCCUCAUCGACGGCUGGGAUGGGAUCGUCAUCGCACGGCCAUCAAGCCGGUCAGCCUGGUCUGCCAUCGCAGCACUGGGCUCGGUCUUUUGAACUGCCCAGGAGCUCCAAGCGACAUGACUUCACAUUUGAGCAUGGGGCAUACGGCAUUCCCAAGAGACACCCGCUUAGCUCGAUCCGAAACGGCAAGAAUCCGUCGGCGUCUCAGGGUGCGAAAAGCACCGGCGAAGGAAGAGAAACGCCAGGACAUGAGGAGGUGGCAACAAGCAAGGUGAAGGCGGCCACAAAUAUGCUAUAUGCUGCCGCCGAUUUCUUGGCGGGGCCUCAGACUCCAUCGGCCGAUGGGAAGGGAUCUCGCAUACAUCGCCCAAUGUCGGGCGAGGAUGCGCUCAGCAUGGCAUUGAGUGGAGGAAGUACCGCCGAAGGAAGCGAGGUCCUGUCGUACCAUGCUUACGGCGCGAGGAGGUCGGCCAGUGGGAAAACGAAACAAUCACCGCCGACGGGGUCCCCAAGCAAGAUGGCGAUCCGAGACUCAGACGGUCGCAUCAUCAAAGACCGGUUGCGGAGUGUUCAGGUGGGGGAGGACGCCUACUUUCUCCGCCCAGAUUCGCUGGGCGUCGCAGACGGAGUCGGUGGAUGGGCGUCUCGACCCGGAGCGGAUCCCGCCCUGUUCUCGAGGCUGCUGAUGCAUUUCUGCGCCGUGGAACUCUCGCGCUACGACGGUUUGUCGGCUGCCGAGCUCGCCGCCGACAAUGGCUCAUUGCUGCAUGCGUGGGGCUCUGUUGACCCCGUCGAAGUCAUGCAUCGGGCAUGGGAACGAUGUGUACGGGCAUCUCGACGCGAGGGAAUUUUGGGCUCUUCGACGGCGCUCAUUGCUCUCUUGCGGGGCGAUGAGCUACGAAUUGCAAACGUGGGCGAUUGCGUGCUGCUUAUUAUUCGACAGGGCGAUCUGCUCUUCAGGAGCACAGAGCAGCAGCACAGCUUCAACUUUCCGGUACAGCUCGGCAUGAUGGGUGAUACGACGCAGAGUGUGAAGAAGAGAACCGAAGCAGCGAAUAAAGCGAGAGGAGCGGCGCAGGAAAAGGGGCGAGACUCUUCUUCGGUAAUGGAAGACUAUGAUGAUGUCGAAGACGAGCCGGGCUCGUCGUCGUCCUCAUCGAUCGAUGGAGGUGCGGCAGCGGGCGUCAAGGGUCACGCGGCAGCAGAGGGGGAAGCGGAAGGUGCUGGUGCAGUUGGCGGAGGGGCUGGUCCAACGACGGAGGCUAAAGAAGAGAGCGAUGAACAAGAACCUGAAUGGGACGAGCCGAGGAGAGAUGCGGGAAGGUGGACGGUGCGAGUCGAAGCAGGCGAUAUCAUCGUCGUUGGAUCGGAUGGCUUGAUGGACAAUCUCUUCGACGAGGACAUCAUCGAGGAGGUUCUCCGAUUCUUGCCACAGCAACAGCAAGGCGAUGGCCUGCAAGACUCUACCGUCUCGCCUGCGGAGUCUGCCUUUAGCCCACAGCUCGUGAGCGAGGCGCUGUGCUCAAGGGCCAAGGCCGUCUCAGAGGACGGGAGAGCAAUCUCUUCGCCCUUCCAACAGAGGGCCAUGGAAGAGGGCCUGCACUACGUCGGAGGCAAGCACGACGACAUUUCGGUUCUCGUUUGCCUCGUCGGAGAACGAGAAGAAGGUGGCGGACUGACGACGGGUGCAACGACGCCAGUCAUCGGUGCGCGUGAGGGAGACGGAGUAGCAGAGCGACAAGGUCAGCAAGGGUCAAAGGCUACAUCCUCGGACACUGGGGAAAAGAAGUUGGGUUUGACGUCGCACGCUUCCAGGACCACCUCCGCCGCCUUCGUCUCCGCUUCGUUGUAAAUGACUUUUUUACGAGCUAAGGCUUUCUUCAUCUUUUUCUUUUCAUUCUUAGGCUUAAACGUACUCUAACGACCUUUCCACUCUCAAGCUAUGUCUCUUGCGCAUCGCUUUCAUGUACUUCUAUCGUCCUCCUCUCUUGUUUGAAUCACCAAGAAGUACCGUGUCACCCGAUUCAUCU